CUCGCUGUCGAUCUUCUCAACCCGUCAAUCGAGUCGCAGAGAGCGCUACACAAGAAGAAGAGAUUAGUACAAUCGCCUAACUCGUAUUUCAUGGACGUCAAGUGCCCAGGUUGCUUUUCAAUCUCAAUUGUCUUUUCUCACGCGCACACCGUCGUCAACUGCGGUUCUUGCGCCACAGUCCUCUGUCAACCAUCGGGCGGCAAAGCUAGACUCACAGAGGGUUCGUUGCAUCUCUCUUGCGCUUUGUACAUCACUGACUUUGUAUGGCAGGAUGCUCCUUCCGUCGGAAGGCAUAAAAUGGACUCAGCCUCGGCGCGCUGGCUGAGCCUGUCCUCGCUCGUCCGUCAGUCUGUCUGUCCACCCCGCAGUCGCAGCUCCCUGUAG
Messenger RNA from Mixia osmundae IAM 14324, 384 nucleotides. RefSeq lists its product as uncharacterized. Gene Ontology annotation, cellular component: ribosome; cytosolic small ribosomal subunit. Gene Ontology annotation, biological process: ribosomal small subunit assembly; translation. The annotation marks the transcript as partial. NCBI's taxonomy places the organism in Eukaryota, Fungi, Basidiomycota, Mixiomycetes, Mixiales, Mixiaceae. The transcript has 2 exons. Gene Ontology annotation, molecular function: structural constituent of ribosome; RNA binding. The record is from RefSeq and is a predicted model, not a curated record.